This is a messenger RNA of Fusarium subglutinans, 915 nucleotides long. Its product is annotated as alcohol dehydrogenase Bli-4. Lineage: Eukaryota; Fungi; Ascomycota; Sordariomycetes; Hypocreales; Nectriaceae. The coding region runs from base 1 to 915 and encodes 304 amino acids. The transcript has a single exon. The record is from RefSeq and is a predicted model, not a curated record.
AUGUCUACAGAGAAAACAUAUCCUUUUGACCCAACCAAAGAUAUCCCAUCCCUCGCCGGGAAGGUCAUCUUCAUCACCGGCGCAAACACUGGCCUCGGAAAAGCCACUGCCAUUGAACUGGCCAAGCACUCUCCUGCUCAUGUCUAUAUCACCUCACGAAACCCUGCCAAGGGGAAUGCUGCACUUGAGGAAGUCAGAAAGACCGCUAGUGAAGGCACAGAGGUCUCUCUUAUAGAGCUCGAUCUCUCCAGUUUCGAAAGCAUCAAGUCUGCAGCUGCCGAGUUCCUCAAACAGGAGGACAGACUUGACGUUCUCUUGCUGAACGCUGGAGUCAUGGGCGUUCCACCCACCCUGACUAAGGAUGGGUAUGAGAUGCAUAUGGGAACUAACCAUCUAGGGCAUGCUUUGAUUCUCAAGCUUCUCAAACCAGCCCUUGAUAAGACUCCCGAUGCUCGUGCUAUCCAUCUAAGCUCUGCUGGAUUCCGUCACGUCGGACCGGCAGGCAUUGAGUUUAAUACUCUGAAGUCAGCUAAGAGCGAAACGGCUUUGCCUUUUCGAUACGCUCAGAGCAAGCUCGCUUGUCUCCUUUACGCAAGAGAAGCAGCCAAGCGAUAUCCCUAUUUCAAGAACAUCGCCAUCAACCCAGGCGAGGUUCAGACAGAGCUUUUUACUCGUGAGCCAGGAGAUGACUUGAUGAAGCACUUACAAGAGAAUGUGGCCUCUAAAGUUGCAAUUCCUAUCACAGAGGGUGUCAAGAAUCAUCUUUGGGCUACUACGUCACCAGAUAUUGAGAAUGGGGAGUUUUAUGAACCUGUUGGAAAGACUGGUGGGUUGGAGGGACAUGGGCUGGAUAAUGAGAUGGCCAAGAAGCUUUGGGAUUGGACGGAGGAGCAGCUGAAAGAUCAGGUGUUGUGA